This is a messenger RNA of Candidula unifasciata, 674 nucleotides long. The record is from the annotation of a GenBank genome assembly. NCBI's taxonomy places the organism in Eukaryota, Metazoa, Mollusca, Gastropoda, Stylommatophora, Geomitridae.
CAUUAUGUAAUCCAACCUGUCAGAACAACGGAACUUGCAUCUCUCCGUCAACCUGCGCAUGCCCGGCAGGUUUCCACGGCAACUACUGUGAAAAAGCGAUGUGUGGUCGUGCAUGUCAGAACGGCGGUCAUUGUCUUCCAGAGGGAUUCUGCUGGUGUGCUCAGGGAUUCUAUGGAGAUGCAUGCGAAUACAGUCACUGCAUCCCAAUGUGUUUGAAUGGGGGUACCUGUACUGGAACCAACCAAUGUCUUUGUUCAGCUGAAUAUUCGGGAAACCUAUGCGAAAUAAAAGAAGACACAGACAGACCAAGGCGGAGCAAAGAACCAGAUACGUACAGGCUGAAUAAGGACAGCAAGAAAAAUCCAGACAGAAGUGAGCAAAGUCUGGAGCUGAAACUGCAGAAAGCAGAACAGCGGUUGCUGAAGAUCACCUUUCGCCGGGCACCGACCUGGGAUAUUCCAGAAGAUGAACUUCGCACUCUGCGCAGAUUGAAACACAAAGCAGACAAAGAAAGUUUAAGUCUUCAGGAGCGUCGCUACCUCAUCAAGUUUCUAACUCAGGAGCGGAGACACCUCAACAGCAAAGACAAAACAAAAUUAAAACGAUUUAAAAAUUUGAUACGGCAGUCGAAGAAACGACAGAAACUAAGGAAACGAAGAUUAUAUGUGAAAUAA